AACGUGAAGAAGGAGGUAAAGCAGAUCAUGGAAGAAGCUGUCACCCGGAAAUUUGUACAUGAAGACAGCAGUCACAUCAUCGCCUUAUGUGGACCUGAAAUCCAAGCAAUUAUCAGAGUCACCAAACGUCACGAUUGCCUGCCCCAAGCAAUGAAAAAUCAUGAGUCAGAAAUCUUUUUCUCAUGGCCCUAAGUCACAAGAUUGGAUUAAAGUUCAUGACAGUAAAAUAAAAUCAGCUAUGACGAAUAGAAAUCUAUUUCUUAAAUGGUGAGAUUCUCAUCCUGUGGCAUGCCUCAAGAUGGUAAGACUUUCAGAAGAAUAUCAAAAAUCCACAGACUUGCAGUAAAAUCAUGGAAUACAGCAAUGUGGGAAGCUCCUCUUUGUUUUUAAGGUGUUGUGGAAGCGUGUCUCCUGCACAUGCUGAAACGCAGGGCUGCCGGCUUCUUGCGGACUGACAAGGUAGCUGCGCUGUUCACCAAAAUUGGCAAGACGUAUGCAGUAGCUGGAGACGUAUGCAAGAAAGUGCAGGAACUGCAGCAGCAGGUGGAAAGCAGGAAAAAUCAGCCAAAUGGGCAAGAAUCCCUCAAGAGGCAGGGAUCAACCACAAGCAAAACGCCUGCCCUGACACCUCAGGCUAUCAAACACAUAUGGGUUCGAACAGCCUUGAUUGAGAAAGUCCUCGACAAAAUUGUGCAGUAUAUUGUUGAUAACUGCAGUAAAUAUUAUGAAAAAGAAGCUUUACUGGCAGAUCCUGUUUGUGGCCCAAUACUUGCUUCUCUCUUAGUUGGACCAUGUGCACUGGAAUACACCAAGCUAAAAACAACUGAUCACUACUGGACAGACCCCUCAGCAGAUGAGCUUGUUCAGCGACACCGGAUUCAUGGAGUUCAUGGCCGCCAAGACUCUCCUUCAAAGCGCCCAGCCCUGGGAAUCCGGAAACGGCAUUCAAGUGGGAGUACGUCGGAGGAUCGCUUCGCUGCUUCGGCAAGAGAAUAUGUGGAGUCUUUACACCAGAAUUCCCGAACGCACCUUUUGUAUGGGAAAAACAAUGUCUUGGUCCAGCCGAAAGAUGACUUGGAGGCAAUUCCUGGGUAUCUCUCCCUUCAUCAGUCAGCAGAUAGUUUGACAUUAAAAUGGACUCCAAAUCAGCUGAUGAAUGGAACCCUUGGAGACUCAGAGCUGGAGAAAAGCGUUUACUGGGACUACGCGUUAAUAGUGCCACUCAGCCAGAUUGUCUGCAUUCACUGCCAUCAACAACCAGAAAGCAGAGGGACGUUAGUCUUGGUGAGUCAGGAUGGAACUCAGAGACCUCCACUGCACUUCCCACAAGGAGGUCACCUUCUCGCAUUCCUUUCCUGUCUGGAAAAUGGUCUUCUGCCUCGUGGACAGCUGGAACCGCCACUCUGGUCCCAACAGGGCAAGGGUAAAGUAUUUCCAAAGCUUCGAAAACGGAACAGCAACAAAUCAGUGGACCUAGAGGAAGUGCCAGUUGAAGACAGUGCUACAGACUAUGUGUUCAGAAUUAUCUAUCCAGGACACAAGCAUGAUAACAUAACUAUUAACUACCACCACUUAGCUGCCAGCCGCUCUGCCUCUGUUGACGAUGACGAGGAGGAGGAAGAUAAGCUACACGCAAUGCUAUCAAUGAUCUGCUCUCGGAACCUCACAGCUCCUAAUAGGAUGAAAGAUAGCAGCGAAAUGAUAGAGAUGCAAGGCUUCGGGACAAACUUGCUUUCAUGGCAGCUGGAGCAUUGUAGCCAAGGCUCCUCAUGUCUCUCCUGCUCAACAGGCAGCUCUCCAUAUGAUAUACCCAACGGUUGCAACUGCAUCCAUGACAGAGCUCCAUUAAAGAUGUUGUGUGAAAGCAUGAAGAGACAAAUAGUUUCCAGAGCCUUUUAUGGAUGGCUUGCUUACUGCCGCCAUUUGUCAACAGUGCGAACACAUCUAUCUGCGCUUGUGAACCACACUAUUAUUCCACCUGACAAACCAGCCAGUGCUUCAGGAGGCCUCACUAAAGAGGUCUGGAGCAAGUAUCAGAAGGACAAGAAAAAUUACAAGGAACUGGAAUUACUAAGAAGAGUUUACUAUGGUGGGGUACAGCAUGAGAUUCGAAAGGAGGUAUGGCCGUUCUUGCUAGGUCACUAUAAAUUCGGCAUGGCCAAAAAGGAAAUGGAUGAGGUGGAUGAAGACAUUGCUCUCCGGUAUCAGAAGGUCAUGGCUGAGUGGAAAGCCUGUGAGAUCAUUGUAAAGCAGCGAGAGAAAGAAUCACAUUCUGUCACACUGGCAAAAUUUUCAUCAGGCAGCAGCAUUGAUAGCCAUGUCCAGCGACUGAUUCACAGGGACUCCACUAUCAGCAACGAUGUCUUUAUAUCUGUAGAUGAAAUGGACUCAGCAGAGCGAGACUCAAAAGGUCAGGAUGACCCCACUUUCACUGUGGUGUCUGUAGACACGCCAGCAGCAGUAGCUGCCAUAGAGCAGCAGUCUGUAGAGUUUGACUCUCCCGACUCCGGGCUGCCAUCCUCUCGGAACUACUCUGUGGCCUCGGGCAUCCUGUCCAGCAUCGAUGACGGGCAGAGCGUCUCCUUUGAAGAUGGGGCUGAAGAAGAAGCUAGCACCGACUUGGAAAGAACUGAUGUAGACACACCACGUGUGCAGAAAGUCAAGUCAGUUGUAUUGGAGUCUCAGGAUUCUGUAUCUGAAGAGCAGCUGUGUUCCCAGGUGGACUAUUUAAUGGAUGUUGCUUCUGUCUGUGCUGCAUCCUACACAAUAGAAUUACUGGACACUGUUGCCUUAAAUUUGCACAGAAUUGAUAAAGAUGUCCAGAGAUGUGAUCGGAAUUACUGGUAUUUUACUGCUGAUAACCUGGAGAAACUCCGAAAUGUCAUGUGCAGUUAUGUUUGGGAGCACCUAGAAGUUGGUUAUGUUCAAGGCAUGUGCGACCUCCUGGCUCCUCUGAUGGUUAUACUUGAUAAUGAUCAACUGGCUUACAGCUGCUUCAGCCACCUCAUGAAGAGGAUGAGCCAGAACUUCCCCAAUGGAGGUGCUAUGGACACACACUUUGCCAACAUGCGAUCCCUAAUCCAAAUUCUAGACUCGGAGCUUUUUGAAUUGAUGCACCAGAAUGGAGAUUACACUCACUUUUACUUCUGCUAUCGCUGGUUCCUGCUUGACUUUAAAAGAGAAUUGUUGUACGAGGAUGUAUUUACAGUGUGGGAAGUUAUUUGGGCAGCAAAGCACAUCUCUUCAGAACAUUUUGUCCUUUUCAUUGCCUUAGCACUUGUGGAGGUUUAUCGAGAGAUUAUCCGUGAUAACAAUAUGGACUUCACUGAUAUCAUCAAGUUUUUUAAUGAAAUGGCAGAGCAUCAUAAUGCCCAGGAAAUUCUGAGGAUAGCAAGAGACCUUGUCUACAAAGUGCAGACGCUGAUUGAAAAUAAGUGAUAAUGAGCAGACUGUCAUUGUGGCCUUGUUGUGAGCUAUGGGAAGGAGCAUUUCUUGCACUGUAACUUCAAAAUGUUGUUUUAAUUGCAUCUUCCAUAUAAUGUAAUAAAUAUUUAAGAGAUUUGUAAUAGACUUUUAAAAACAGAACUUUUCCUUCACCAGAUAAAGUUUGUGUUUGAUAGUCCUUGUUACACUCACUUUGUAUUUCAAGACAAAAAUCUUUUUGCAUUCUCUUGUUUCCCUUUAUCUAGAAGACUGUCUAUUUACGCGUUUGCAAUAUUGACUUGACAUACUGGAACAUUCAUAUUUUGACUUACUGCACCUUUAAUCCCCUGGAUGCACGCUUUGUGCUUGGUCAAAACUUUCCACAGAGUUAAGGCCUGAUCCAGUACUCACUCAAGUGUUGCAAGCAUUGAAUUGGGUCCUUAGAAGAGCUUGUUUGUGGACUCAGUGGCUACGCUUUGAAAAUGGAAGAGAAUGCAUACGCAGCUCCCGUUGCUAAAACACUGGGCCUUGUAUUCACCACAGUAAUUAGCAGUACUUAAAGUCAAUAAGGUUACUAAGGGGAGAACAGCCUUAUACUGAAUAGCAUGGUUAGCGUAAGCAGUGAUGGCCUGGCAACACUGGCUAAAAGCAUUAGCCAGUCUUCACUGGCCAGUUCAUGCUGUUGAGUCUUUAUGGCCUACACGGGCCACAGUCAUGCCUUCAUUUUACUUUGCAAAAUUAUCCUGCAUGUAUUCCCAGAUGACAAGCUCUGCCUAAAACAGUUGAGGCUAACACAGGUUUAGCACACAGAAACUGGUUCCUUGCUCAUGUUAUCAGCUCCCAAGCUCUGCCUCUCCAGAGAGUCCCAGGAAGCUCAGUGCCCCGUUACAGACCAGACAGUGCAGAGCCUUACCUCCUCCCGUUUGGUCAUUGUACACUGCUGGCCACCUCCUUCCCUCUCUGCAGGUCUUCAGGACAGCGGGGAUCUGGUGUCCUUUCUGUAAGGACUCCUCUCGGCAGCCUGAGGACAGAAUCGAGGCUGUCAUUAAUUCUCAAGUAGGUAUUGGCACUUGUCAGACUAAGUGGUUUAAACUGUUGCAUAGGAUCCGAGCCAUUUUGCUGUAACGCGAUGCUAUUUUGUACAGCCGUCCACCCACCUCAUGGAGAUCUUUGUUUUCCUGGUGGGCCACACGCUUCAAGUAGCGGUGUAAGUUUUACCCUGUCCUCGCUGAAGAGCAAAGGUGACUUGAAGUAGCUAGAGCUUUGCCCUGGAGCUUUAAACAUGUCUACUGCUAUGCUAGUACUUCAUCACACUGUAUAAAAUUAUCACAUAUACUCUUAGAAACAACAUGUACCCAGGAAAAGAAACUAAGUGAGAUUGUAUCUCUGUAUUGGGAGGGGCACGUAAUGACCCGUCUUUUUGCUGAUCGGUUUAUCCACAGAUUUCAUAGAUACUCAUGUGGCCUGUGCCUCUAGAAACAUAGGGACUUCUUAGUUUAAGCACUUUACAAUAGCUGCUGUUAGAACCUUAGUGACUAAAAAAAAGAAGAAAGUGAAAAAAAUGAGUUUAAAUCAGAAUUUUUUUGUUUCUUUUUUUAAUCCUUCAGUGCUGUGUUCCCAUUGAACUUAGUAGUGAAAACAGUCAAGUCAACGCUGAAUGUUUUUUAAGUUCACAUAGUGAACUUAGGAAGUCAGAUUUUUACCUAAAAGGGGGCGUAGGAAAUCAAAUUAUUCUGUUUGAAGAUUGAAAUACUCAUAGGCUGUAUUUGCUUUAGUAACUCCACUCUUGUUAUUACAAAGGUAGCAAGCUGACUCUCUUGCUCUUUGCACGAGGUGUGUGCUGCCUUUGGGCGCUUAAGAUGAACGUUACUUGCACAAGCAAAAGGAAGAUUUGGUCCUAGAAAGCCCAGCUAUGCGUAGAUCUUUCAUUACGAUUGCAGUAAACUAAAAUGGGUAAAUAAUAGUCUGAAAGGGAAAAAGAAUAAAGUGCUUUUCAGCUUAAUAGUCAGGCCCUUUAAUUUCUCUCUUAAAAUUUGAGGGGGGUGGGUAAAAAAAAUAAAAAAAUAAACCAAGCUCUGUCUUCCUUUGCACACUGUCAGGUUUCAUUGGGGUGCUGGUCCUAAAGCCCGUACCUCAGCUCCUCGCCGUAGGCGCACAUCCCCACGUACAGCACUGCUGUAGCCCGGUGCCGUCAGACUGAGUCUUUUGUGCUCUGGACUCACGAACAUCACGGUCAUGAGCCGAAAGUGAGAACAGAUGAGCCCACGUCGUUCUGUAAAAGGUGGUGUGUAGGACGCUGCUUGGAAGGAAACCCCCUUUCUGCGCAUAGCUUAGUGCUAAAAUAAAAACAGUGGGAGUUACAGAAGGAAAAAAAGUUACACUAAACUCUAUCCCCCCUCCAACGCAAUGUCCAAUAGCUUGGGUGUGCUCGGGAUUAAGAGCGAAGAAGCUGUACUGCAGGCGUGCUGACAGCCUGAACUGGUUAGUAUUUAUAGCUCUGUGUGUGUGCGUGUGUGUGUGUGUGUGUGUGUGCGUGCGGGUGUCCAGCUUUUAUAGGCCAGUGCAUGGUUGCUGAAAGGUCUCAAAAGCGCUUCAGUUUGUGUAUCCGUUUGUUCACUUGAAAGGUGAAAUAGUAUUUAAAAAAAAAAAAAUCACAAGAGCAAGAAAACCCUCCAACUCACAGAGCCUGAGGAAGUGAUGUAAAAAAUAAAGCCGCACUAUUUUUCUUUGGUACGUUGGGAAUGUACUAUACAACUCUACUCUGUUAAAAAAACCCAAACCUCUGCAAACUGUUGUAUUUGUUAAGAUAACAUUCUGUCUAAUUGUAUUUUAUGAAUAUUGUGUAUUGCCUUAUUUAUUUUUGUCAGGAACAGACUAUUUAUUGCUCAGUUAUUUAUGUUUAAAUGUAACAUAUGAAUAAAUAUUGUCAAGGCA
Molecule: messenger RNA, 6357 nt
Organism: Dromaius novaehollandiae (emu)
Lineage: Eukaryota; Metazoa; Chordata; Aves; Casuariiformes; Dromaiidae
Gene: SGSM2
Product: small G protein signaling modulator 2
Exons: 25
Coding region: 418-3438 (1006 amino acids)
Biological process (GO): activation of GTPase activity
Molecular function (GO): GTPase activator activity
Source: RefSeq, a predicted model, not a curated record